CCCGUCACUGAUGCGCGCGUUCGUGAGUGGGUGGACUGGACGGCGAUUGGGCCUCGCGAACUUUACACAAGCCGGUGAUGCCAAUGCCAAAGAGCUCGUGGAGCUUUUCGAUCGCGCGGGCACCCUGGCGGAGUUUAACAGUGGGACGUAUGCCGGCGUCUCGCUGCAUGCGCUCGCACUGUGGGCACGCUAUAUGCCGUCAGACUCGGUGAUGGGCAAGAAUGGAGCGCGCAUGCUAUCCCGCACCUGGACCUCACUGGCCGAGCUUUACCAUGCUGGGUUGAAGAACUCAGCGGGGCCCUGGGAUCGCACAUAUGGUUACGAUAUGAAUCGGUACCUCAGCAUACUGGGGCUACAUAUAUGGUCCCUGGUGGGCCGCGAGGCGUCACCUAUUGCCGAGGAGCCGUAUGCCAUGAGCCAUAGCUCAGACUUUGCAUUUGCUCCGUUGAUUGCUGUCAUGGCGGUGUUCCACAAUAGCAGCGUCGUACCAGAGGGCGUAAUUCAGCGCUUGAAGGAGUUUCCGGGCGAGCAUACGGUGCGAACGAGCGCGUUCAGUCCACCUUAUGACACUUAUCCACGUAAUAUCUCGGCGUGGCUGAGUGAUAGCAUCACCAUUGGCGCAGAGACAUUUAAUGAGACGGAGGUCGGCGGCCCUAGUUUGAGCUCUGACAGCUUCAGCCCUGCCGUUGUGCAAUGGGAUGCCGGGGAUGCAAACGGUGUCGGUUGGCUCAAGUGGUACGCCACUGAACCCUCUCUGAUCGCCAAAGUCUCGCCCGGCAUCUUGAACCUCACAUACCCUUACGGCAAUCACUCCUCGAUCUUCACUUUUUUCGUCUCAACAUUUGUAGACAGGGUGGACGUAACUUCUUGGGACGAUGUGCAAGCUGGAGGUCUCGCGGUCAACGUUUCAGGCAACGCGAACCUGACGUACGAGGUCAGCUUUAAUGGCCAGUUUGGCGGAGCAGGUGAAACCAUCAAGUGGGUUUUCUUUUUCCGAGUAGCACAGUGAGAAAUGUUAACAGCAUGACAGUGACUUUGUAUUCUGGAACUUCACCUAUGUCAUGCCAGAGGAAUUUGAGGGGAACCCGAAUCUUGUUUUAGAGGUAGAGGUCAUCUAGACACAAUAUUAUGUGCCCUAGUGAUUGAGGAAAAGACUUUCUGU
Molecule: messenger RNA, 1162 nt
Organism: Aplosporella prunicola CBS 121167
Lineage: Eukaryota; Fungi; Ascomycota; Dothideomycetes; Botryosphaeriales; Aplosporellaceae
Exons: 2
Coding region: 11-1009 (332 amino acids)
Source: RefSeq, a predicted model, not a curated record